This is a messenger RNA of Erigeron canadensis, 2345 nucleotides long. RefSeq lists its product as uncharacterized. Lineage: Eukaryota; Viridiplantae; Streptophyta; Magnoliopsida; Asterales; Asteraceae. Gene Ontology annotation, biological process: lipid catabolic process. The record is from RefSeq and is a predicted model, not a curated record. The coding region runs from base 147 to 2075 and encodes 642 amino acids. The transcript has 7 exons.
AACUCCAUAUCUAAAGUCUCAAUCUCUUACUUCUCUUCAGAUUCAUUCAUUGUCAUUCUACGUAUAUACAUACAUAUAUACAAAAUAUAUAUUUAGAAAAUUCAUCAUCCGUAAUUCUCGCCAAUUACACACCAAAUCCGAUCUCCAUGGCGGCCACGACUGUGGCGACGGCAGCCGGAGCGGUGGUGCUAUUAUACUACGUAUUAGCACGGAGAAUGACGUCAUCAGCUGAUCCUAGAGGCGAUGACGUGGAUGAUGAGGGUAGAGAGUAUUUGAAAUCAAGUAAAUCGAAAAGGAAGAUGAUCAAUCAAAGAAGACCAGCUCAAGCGCCUGCCACGUGGCUCGAAACGAUUUCUACGCUUUCUGAAACCCUUAGGUUUACUUAUUCUGAAACUUUGGGGAAAUGGCCUAUUGGUGAUUUGGCUUUUGGUAUCAAUUAUCUGUUAAGAAGACAGGGUAAUGUACAAGUAGCUAGUAUAUAUGCUGGAGAAAAUAGUAGACAGCUGAAAGGACCAGAAAUCAUUGCAGAGUUGAAACAUUAUUUGUGGUUGUUGACUAACUGCAUACUAUUUUCUAAGAAGCCUUUCCCUGUCUUUUUGGAGUCUGCGGGGUAUUCAGAAGCAGAUGUUCUAUUGCAAAAGCCUAAAGCAGGGCUCUUGAGACCUGCCUUCACGAUUAUCUGUGAUAAAAAGUUAAAAUGUUUUUUUCUAUUAAUUCGAGGCACACAUAGUAUUAAGGAUACACUGACAGCAGCAACUGGUGCCGUCGUCCCUUUUCACCAUUCAGUUUUACAUGAUGGCGGGAUAAGUAAUCUUAUUCUAGGUUAUGCACAUUGUGGGAUGGUUGCUGCUGCUCGUUGGAUUGCGAAGCUCAGUAUUCCUUUUUUGCUUGAAGCCUUGAAAGAAAAUCCUGGUUACGAAGUAAAGAUUGUUGGUCAUUCCCUUGGUGGUGGCACUGCUGCACUCUUGACAUAUAUUCUUCGAGAACAGAAAGACUUGUCAUUCGUGUCAUGCAUCACGUUUGCACCAGCUGCCUGUAUGACUUGGGAAUUGGCGGAGUCCGGUAAGCACUUUAUCACCACAAUAAUCAACGGCUCUGAUUUGGUGCCGACAUUCUCAACUGCUUCUAUAGAUGAUCUUCGAACUGAGGUUACAGCUUCCUCAUGGUUAAAUGAUCUGCGUGAUCAAGUCGAGCAAACUAGAGUUUUGAAUGUUGUAUAUCGUUCUGCUACUGCUCUAGGAUCUCGUCUUCCGUCAAUGGCUAAUGCAAGAGCCAAGGUUGCUGGUGCAGGUGCUAUGCUACGACCCGUUUCUAGCAGCACCCAGGUUGUGAUGAAACGUGCUCAAAACGUUGCUCAAGCUGUAGUUAGAACCCGCUCAACGCUAUCUGCAUGGUCAUGUAUGGGUGCACGCCGUCGUGCUGUUGGUACCGUACCAACUGAUAGUUUCUCUGAAACCUCCCUCAUACUUGAAAAGAACCCUGACUCCCUUACAACUGACACCAGCGUCCCAGAUCACGAGUCAAACGAUGUAGACCACUGCUCUUCAAGUGGCGGAUCUGGUCAUGAUGACACAGAUGAGGAGGAACUUCUUAUUUCUGUGGAUCAUGUAUCAUCCAAAUCUGAACACAUUACAGAAGGCGAACUAUUAUAUGAACUUGAAAGAGAACUUCAAAGGCAAGAAAACGAUGCUGAUAUUCAAGCCCUGGAGGAAGAAGAAGAGGCGGCAGCUGAAGAAAUUAGAGAAGAGGAAAAGGUUAUAGCUGAUGCAGUUGAUGGUGAACAACCCAUUUCCUCACCAGACAUUCCAGAAAAUUACCAUCUCUAUCCUCCUGGAAGAAUAAUGCAUAUUGUUUCCAUCAUUUCUAAUAAUUCAGCGGAACAAGAUCAAGAUCAUGAACCUCAUGGAUCAGCCAUUGAAGAUCAUGAAGAACACAAACUAGAGACUGUGGGUAUUUACGAGACGCCCCGGGAACUUUAUGGUAAGUUGAGGUUAUCAAGAACAAUGAUCAAUGAUCAUUACAUGCCAAUGUAUAAGAAGAUGAUGGAAAAGUUAUUGGUGGAGCUAGAGAAGUAGAUUUAAAUAUUUAAUACAUUAGUUGGUAGAUAUAAAUAUGUAUCUAUAUAUUGUAAUUGUAAUUGUAUGAUGAAUGGUUACUGAUCAUUCUUUUAUUCUGAACAAAAAAAAAAGUAAAAAAAAAAAAAAAAACAGAUUUAACUGACUGCUUGUGUAUGUAAUUCAAACACUGUUUUGAUACUGAUUUCAGAGUUGAGUUCUGAUUUUGUAAUUGAAUGAAAACUUGACAUCUUGUAUUUUAGAUUUUUAAGUUGCUAUAUUUGUAUUGUA